This is a messenger RNA of Aspergillus melleus, 1424 nucleotides long. It is a transcript of the gene FMP32, whose product is annotated as CCDC90 family protein. The record is from RefSeq and is a predicted model, not a curated record. Bases 142 to 1074 code for a protein of 310 amino acids. Gene Ontology annotation, cellular component: mitochondrion. The transcript is spliced from 3 exons. Lineage: Eukaryota; Fungi; Ascomycota; Eurotiomycetes; Eurotiales; Aspergillaceae.
UCCCGUCGUGGAGCAGCAGUUAACUGUUAGUCAUCGGAUCUUCCGUGAACCCGGGUCCAAACUCUCAGCAUCUUCCAUGACGGGAUCUCGACUUCCCUUAAACGCUGGACCUUCAUAUCCCGAAACUACGCUCUGAUCAGAAUGGCACACCAGAAAUCUGUCACGGAGGUUCCACGCUCUAUUCUUCCCCGUUUGACAUGGAACGGCGCCUCUGCCCGAACCUCCGUACCUCCGCCGCAGACAACCGCCCUCUCGGCUAGACGACAACAGAAGCAACGACACUUACACGGCUGGAACUCAACUGGACGGCAAUUACAUACUUUGACACUCUCCUCUCGUUCCUCCCCCUCUGUAUCCCUAUCGUCCCGAGAGCUAGGGUCGUCAUUAUCCCCUGUUAGGCAAACAUCUUUAUCGACGAGCGGACGGACAAACCGCCCAACCCCCGCUGGCAACCCUGUUAGAUACAAUGGCGUUUACGUCGCUACCUUCAAAGCCGCACAGCGCGCCUUUCAUGCCUCUGCAGUCCGGCAAAGAGAACACCAUUUCGAUACUUUGAAGUUUGUCCAGCGAUUGAAAGAUGAGGGGUUCAGCGAGGAGCAGGCCGUUUCUAUGAUGCGAGUCUUGAACGACGUGAUUCAAGAAUCGAUCCAGAACUUGACUCGGACAAUGGUUCUAAGAGAAGACACCGAAAGAUCCACGUAUACACAAAAGGUCGAUUUCGCUAAGCUCCGCUCCGAACUUCUCAACGCGGAUUCCACGGAGGCACAAUUGACCCGAUCAUCACACGAAAAAAUCGCCGCCGACCUUGCCAAGCUCAAUUCUCGCUUGCGAGACGAAAUUGGGCGCACACAAGCGUCUGUCCGCCUGGAUCUGAACCUGGAAAAGGGACGUAUUCGGGAAGAAGCAAACGGUCAAGAGAUGCGCAUUAAAGAGACAGAAACAAGAAUCGAGCAAGAGGUUGCAGGGCUGAGAGAGCGGGUGGAGGCUGUCAAAUUCUCAACACUGCAGUGGCUUAUGGGUGUUUGCACUGGUACUGCGGCAUUGAUUCUUGGUGCCUGGCGUCUCUUUAUGUGAGCUGUGGCUACCUAUUUCCUCUCAUAUUGCCGGUCUUUGAACACUGCUCUUGUGUAUCCAAACAUUUCGGCAUAGCCCCUGUACAGUAAUUUCACGUCUCUAUAUCUCUCCUGGUCCUUCCCAGCGUCAGCGGAUCAAAAGUGGGUCUUUCGUUCCAAUCUCUCUUUAUCCCGUAGCCUGGCGGAGGUUCGGUUUUGGACGUAGUGUCUUGCAAACAAAGAUUUUGACUCCUGAAAAUCUACAUUUAUCCGUGAGCAUUGUGUCUGUCCCAUCUCUUCUAGUUCCAUCUCUUCUAGCACUGAGAGUGACUGAAUGCACAUCUAAUCUUCAUAUUGGUACUGGAAGCGGCC